Ogataea philodendri is the source of this 513-nucleotide messenger RNA. RefSeq lists its product as uncharacterized. Gene Ontology annotation, biological process: quinolinate metabolic process; 'de novo' NAD+ biosynthetic process from L-tryptophan. NCBI's taxonomy places the organism in Eukaryota, Fungi, Ascomycota, Pichiomycetes, Pichiales, Pichiaceae. The transcript has a single exon. Gene Ontology annotation, molecular function: iron ion binding; 3-hydroxyanthranilate 3,4-dioxygenase activity. The coding region runs from base 1 to 513 and encodes 170 amino acids. Gene Ontology annotation, cellular component: cytoplasm. The record is from RefSeq and is a predicted model, not a curated record.
AUGCUUCCACAACCCAUUGACAUCCACAAAUGGAUUGCUGAGAACCAGCAUCUUCUCCAGCCUCCGGUGAACAACUACUGUCUUCACAGAGGUGGAUUUACCGUGAUGAUAGUUGGAGGCCCAAAUGAGCGCACAGACUACCACAUAAACCAGACGCCCGAGUGGUUUUACAUGUACAAAGGCGAUAUGCUUUUGAAAGUGGUUGACGAUGGAGAAUUCAAGGACAUACCCAUCAAGGAAGGCGAAUCGUUUCUGUUGCCUCCAAACACCCCGCAUAAUCCGGUGCGAUUUGCAAAGACCAUCGGAUUGGUUCUCGAGCAAGAUCGACCAAAAGGAGUGAAUGACAAGAUGAGAUGGUACUGCUCCAAUUGCAGGGAAAUCUGCCACGAGGUCGAGUUCUACUGCGUCGAUCUCGGAACUCAAGUGAAGGAAGCUAUUCUGGCCUUUGAUAAGGACAUCGACUCCAGAACAUGUAAGAGCUGUGGUACUCUUAAUUACUCUAAACCUCAAUGA